Nymphaea colorata (pocket water lily) is the source of this 696-nucleotide messenger RNA. RefSeq names its product aspartic proteinase CDR1-like. Bases 1 to 696 code for a protein of 231 amino acids. NCBI's taxonomy places the organism in Eukaryota, Viridiplantae, Streptophyta, Magnoliopsida, Nymphaeales, Nymphaeaceae. Gene Ontology annotation, cellular component: extracellular region. The transcript has 2 exons. The record is from RefSeq and is a predicted model, not a curated record.
AUGAUCUCCAGCCCUGUGAUGCCUGGCUUCGGCGAGUAUCUCAUGAAACUCUCACUUGGUACACCAUCCCGCCUCUACUGGGCCACUCUAGUCACUGGUAGGAACCUCAUAUGGAUGACGUGCCGUCCUUGUGACUCCUGCUCUGGCCAAACAUCAAUGUUUGAUCCACUUCAGUCGUCCACCUACAAGAGCCAGACCUGCUCCGCCAGCUCUUGCAUGGAACUGCCCAUUCAUGGUUGCACUAUCAACCAACUUUGUGGAUUCAUAUAUUCCUAUGAAGACAAAUCCUUCGUAGAAGUGAUACUGGCCUCGGAUUGGUUUGACAAUGGUGCCCACACCGUCAAGCUUCCAGAAAUUGUCUUUGGUUGCGUUCAUCAUGAUGGCGCUCCUAAUCCCGCCUUGCUUGAAGUUCCUGGCCUUGUUGGCCUCGGCGGUGGUCCUCUCUCACUUGUAAAUCAGAUUGGCUCUUCUAUUGAUAAGAAAUUUGCUUACAGUCUUCCUCCCAAUAGCAAUGAAAAUAAUUCCAUCGGACAGCUCAAAUUCGGGAAGGACGCAGAGUUUUCAGGCCAGGAAGAGGUUCAAGAAACGCCAAUGGCACCAGACUGGUUACCUCAGGGGCUGUCUGACAAUCAGGGUCUGUCUGACGACAGUAACACAUUGUUAUUAAAGUCUCCUACUGUACAUGCAACACUGUAA